Molecule: messenger RNA, 5144 nt
Organism: Syngnathus acus (greater pipefish)
Lineage: Eukaryota; Metazoa; Chordata; Actinopteri; Syngnathiformes; Syngnathidae
Gene: mast3b
Product: microtubule associated serine/threonine kinase 3b
Exons: 27
Coding region: 421-4767 (1448 amino acids)
Biological process (GO): peptidyl-serine phosphorylation; intracellular signal transduction
Molecular function (GO): protein binding; protein serine/threonine kinase activity; ATP binding
Source: RefSeq, a predicted model, not a curated record
UUAGUUCGCCAAAAUACAAAAGCGCUUGACGUCAGUCAUUUGUUAUGCUAUCAAAUAUUGUAGCAGCAGUCGGAGCCCGAGUAACCGAGCAGCACUUGAACGCAACACCAGACUCCAGGUUACUCACACACACACACACGGAAUACACACAAUCAGCCUUCUGCACGGUGGUCUGCGUUGUCCAGCAAAUCCACCGUCAAAGGUUUAAUAUUUCGGAAACACUAUUGCAGUCCGACAGCGAAGCAGAACAUGGAAGGAUCGUCGAACUCCCUUUGAAUCAUACUGCACGCGGUAGACGUCAUCGGCAUUGAAUACAAAAGGACUGGAGCUGCUGAAAGAGAAAGACGAUGAUCGUGAGAGCACAAGAGGACCUCCGAUUCUGACAAAAACUUUGAAGGUUAUGAAAAAGAAUCAUCUAGUAUGUCGGACCCAAGUCAGCCGGGCCAGAACAAGUCCCAUUUUGUUCCUGACGCCUUGCUAAAGCGCUCAAAAAGCUGUCGCAACAACAACAGGAAGAGUCUCUGUGUCGGAACGCCAUCACCCACUUUGUCCCGACCCCUCUCCCCCCUCUCGGUCCAUACAGCAGCGAGCAGCCCGCUGGACAGCCCUCGAAAUGUGGCGACCGGUGCCUGCGUCAACUUUCCGUUUGCCCGAAGUCACUUGGCUCGUGCCGACAGAGCUGAGGGCCGUCGAUGGUCUCUGGCAUCGCUCCCCUCGUCAGGUUAUGGAACCAACCCGCCGAGCUCAACCGUUUCCUCUUCGUCAUCCUCCCAGGAGCGCCUUCAUCAGCUUCCCUACCAGCCUACCCAAGAUGAGCUGCACUUCCUUUUCAAACACUUCCGCAGCACCGACAGUAUAACCGACGAGGAUGGCCGCCCCACGACCGUCAUGCGUCCUCGCUCUCGGAGUCUGAGCCCUGGGCGAUCAAGUGUCUCCUUUGACAAUGAGAUAGUCAUGAUGAACCAUGUUUACAGAGAACGCUUUCCAAAGGCCACAGCCCAGAUGGAGGAGAGAUUGUUGGAAAUUGUUACCCACUGUUCUCCAGACAGCUCCCUCCCGUUGGCCGAUGGGGUGUUGGGUUUCAUCCAGCACCAGUUGGUCGAGUUGGUCCGUGACUGUUUGGAGAAGUCCCAGAAAGGUCUGGUUACAUCUCGCUACUUUGCUGAACUGCAGGAGAAGUUGGAAAAGCUGCUUCAUGAGGCCUACGAACGUUCGGAAAGUGAGGAGGUGACUGUCAUCAUCCAUCUGGUUAGGAAAAUCCUCAUCAUAAUCUCCAGACCGGCUCGCCUCCUCGAGUGUCUGGAGUUUGAUCCGGAAGAGUUUUACCAUUUGCUGGAGGCAGCAGAAGGUCACGCCAAAGUCGGCCAGGGAAUCAAAUCGGACAUCCCUCGAUAUAUCAUCAGCCAGCUGGGUUUGACGCGAAAUCCUUUAGAGGACAUGGUGCAGUAUGAUUGCGGUCCCUCUGUGUCUGUUGAGCCCGAUGUGGAGACUAAAACUCCACAGGCAGUGACCCCAACCCGACGCAAACCUCUUGAGAGUGAUUUUGAGACUAUUAAACUCAUCAGUAAUGGGGCUUACGGGGCUGUUUAUUUGGUCCGCCACAAGGAAACCCGUCAGCGUUUUGCCAUGAAAAAAAUCAAUCGGCAAAACCUCGUCUUGAGGAACCAGAUUCAGCAGGCGUUCGUGGAGAGAGACAUCUUGACGUUUGCGGAGAACCCCUUUGUGGUGUCCAUGUUCUGUUCUUUCGAGACCAGACGCCACCUCUGCAUGGUCAUGGAGUAUGUGGAGGGUGGUGAUUGCGCCAACUUGCUGAAGAACAUGGGUCCGCUACCUGUGGAAAUGACCAGGAUGUAUUUUGCCGAAACCGUCCUGGCCCUGGAGUAUCUUCACAAUUACGGCAUAGUCCACCGAGACCUCAAACCUGACAAUUUGCUGAUCACAUCCAUGGGCCACAUCAAAUUAACAGAUUUUGGCCUAUCAAAAAUCGGCCUGAUGAACAUGACCACCAACCUAUAUGAGGGUCACAUGGAGAAAGAUACAAGAGAGUUUGUUGAUAAACAGGUGUGUGGUACUCCCGAGUACAUUGCCCCGGAGGUGAUUCUCAGGCAGGGAUACGGGAAGCCGGUAGACUGGUGGGCGAUGGGGGUCAUCCUCUAUGAAUUUCUGGUCGGCUGUGUUCCGUUUUUUGGCGACACUCCAGAGGAGCUGUUUGGCCAAGUUGUCAGCGAUGACAUCAUUUGGCCUGAAGGAGACGAUGCUUUACCGAUGGACGCUCAAGACAUGAUUACCCAUCUCCUGAAGCAAAGCCCCCUAGAAAGACUAGGAACCGGCGGGGCCUCUGAGGUCAAACAGCACGCCUUCUUCGUGGGCUUGGACUGGAACGGACUAUUACGACAAAAGGCUGAAUUCAUCCCUCAGCUUGACGCAGAAGAUGAUACGAGCUACUUUGACACUCGUUCCGAGCGCUACCAUCAUAUGGCGUCGGACGAGGAUGAGGAAACAAACGAUGAAGAGUCUUCACUGGAAAUUAGGCAGUUUUCCUCUUGGUCGCAUCGUUUCAGCAAGGUUUACAGCAGCACUGAACAUUUAGCUACGCCGUCCAAUUUGAGCUUCUCAUCUGAUCGCAGUCACAGUGAGGAGAAAGAAGACCGCAUCGAUGCUGGAGGGCUUAGUCCCUUGAUAGGUCCAGCAGAGGGCGUCCUGGAGCCCAGACUGCCCGGACGCAUGGCCAGCCUUUGCCCUCGGGCAUCACCCAACUCCUCCCAGUCUGAAAGGAGCACCAGUCCCCUGGUGAUGAGCAGCACCCACAGCCUGGAGAUGACGCCCCGCUUUGCUGUCUCAACAGAUGAUGAGGCCGAGGUUGUCGUUUCCAAACUUCGGAGGAUCCGAAUCCGCAGCAACAGCACGGGGGCCAAACACUCAUCCCCCAAAGAGCCAGCUGGCCCACGACGUUUCGGUAACCAACUGGAGACGCCAGACAGACAGAGGCUUCCGUGUGGAGGCAAAGUUCCCAAAUCCGCCUCCGUUUCAGCUCUGUCGCUAAUCAUCACCACAGACGACUCUCCCGGCGGCCUCCAGCCCAGUCCCAUCUCCCCGAGGUCCCUGUCGUCCAACCCCUCCUCUCGUGACUCCUCCCCCAGCCGGGACCUGUCCCUCAGUCCCGGUAGCCUGAAACCGCCCAUCAUCGUUCACACUUCGGGCAAAAAGUAUGGCUUCACAAUGCAGGCCAUCCGCGUCUACAUGGGCGACAGCGAUGUCUACACAGUGCAUCACAUGGUGUCGAGCGUGGACGAGGGCAGUCCGGCCUACCAGGCAGGUUUACGUACCGGUGAUCUGGUCACUCACGUGAACGGAGAGUCCAUCCAAGGCCUGGUUCACACCGAGAUGAUGGAACUACUGCUGAAGAGUGGCAGCAAGGUGGCGCUCCAGACUAUAGCGCUUGAGAACACGUCCAUCAAAGUUGGUCCAGCACGAAAGACCAAACACAAAGGCAAAAUGGCCCGUCGCAGCAAGAGGAGCAGGAGAAGAGAUAACUAUGAUAGGAGACGCAGCAUCUUGAAGAAGUUAUCCAAGCAGAGCACGGUGAUGCACAGUAGUCGCAGCUUCUCGUCAGGUCUCCACCACUCCGUUUCCUCCAGCGAGAGUCUUCCAGGUUCCCCGACUCAUAGCCUCUCUCCGGGCCCCUCCACACCCUGCCGAAGCCCUGCGCCCGACCAUCAGGCCUUUGAUAACUCCCCUCAGAGCACGUCUCCAUCUUCCAGCUCUCCGAGCUCCCCUGCCGCGCAUAUACGACCCAGCUCCCUCCACGGUUUGGGUUCCAAGCUCAACACGCAGCGUUACACCAAGGUGGGCCGCCGGAAGUCAACCAGCAACAUCCCGCCUUCGCCCCUCGCCUGCUCCUCCUCGGCGCAGCCGCUUUCUCCACAGCGCUCGCCUUCACCGUUGCCGGGCUUCGCCAAAACACUUCACCCCUUCCACGGCAAAACCCUGUCACCGCCCACCAUCGUUCGACACAUGGUACGGCCUCGCAGUGCAGAGCCGCCUCGAUCUCCCCUCCUCAAGAGGGUCCAGUCAGCUGAGAAGCUGUCUGGAAUGUACCACGCCGAUAAGAAGUCAUACACCCCCCGCAGGCACACCCUGGAAGUGCCAUUUUAUAGCGAAGGGGAGCUGCUCGUUGACUCAGAAGCUGAGGGGGGCUUUAGCGCCUCGCACCAGGGGGUGGACCACUCCAGACUCUGCGGCUACUUGGGCGGCCAGAGGAUGUGGGACUUGGGGCUGGAGCGAUCGGAGCAACUGGUGGUGAUGCGUAAGCUCAACCUCUCCGAGCGCCGCGACUCCUUUAAAAAGCAGGAGGCCGUGCAGGAGGUGAGCUUUGACGAACCCGAGGAGAAGCCGAGCGUCUCGGCCGGCCCGGCGGGGGUCGAACAAACGCAGAAACAGCCGCCGCAACACAGGACCACUUGGCUGGCCGGGGCCGGGUCGCGAAACAGCGAGGAGGUGGAGCUGCAGGUGCCCACGGUGAGGAGGUUCACCCUCGUGCCCCAGAUCGCCGUGCAGGGCUCCACGGAAAGCGAGGAACAGGACGAGUGGGAGCCGUGUUCGGACGGGGAGGAGGACCAACAGGAGCCCGCCGUCGUCACUUCAUCAUCUCAGCCGCAGCAGCAGGUGGACCUCCUUCACAGCCAGGAAGAAGACACGUCAAGUUCUACUCAAGUCGGACAAUCGGCUGAGAAGGAGACGGCAGAAAAAGCACAUGCCAAAAAGUGACAGCUCAACCUGCACUGAAGGAAGUGGAAAAAGUGGCACAUUUUACUUGAAUUUUCUACUCUCCAUAUUUGUUUGGUGGACCCGUCGGUCGUAUUUAUUACAAUUGUAAAGCACGGUGCGUCGUUAAAUGGAAAGGAGGGAAGUUCUCAAAGGUUUGGAAGAGCCAAGGCUUAACGUUUUGUACCCUUCCGAUGUGCUUAUUGACUGGAUGUUAUUUUGUUUUAUUUUUUUAUAAAUGUUUAUAUUUUUAAAUAAAUCCGCAGUGGUACCAAGUCGUUUGAUAAUGCUGGGAAUUGUUAUUGGACCAAAAUGUGCAAGAAGUAGUUUUAGAAUGGUACUUUGUUCAUGCUUCUUUUUUUUUUUUUUGAUAAAACUUU